AUGCCGGAAAAGAUGCCUUGGCACUGGUUUUGCGCAACAGCACUGGCAUCGAGCGAACGAAAGGCGGUGCCAGCAAGCGGUCACCAAUGGUACCGAACACCGAAGGGGCGGUCCCUCGGUCUGCAUUGCGCUGGGAUACUGGCAAGCCGAUGGCAGUUCGAAAGAACGAACGACGCACCGAAGUACCACCCAAGCAUGGCACCGAAAACCGGCGGCGGCGGCGGCGGAAAGGCAGCGAAAAAGGCGGCAACGGCUGCAACGGGCAGCGGCAGCGGGAGCGGGACCAAGGCUCAGAAAAACAUCGUCAAGGGCGACAUUCCAAAUUUUACUACUACUACUGUCAAGGGCGACAAACAACCGAAGCGGAAACUACGGAGGAAGGAAAGCUACGCCAUCUACGUUUACAAGGUGUUGAAGCAGGUCCACCCGGACACUGGCGUCUCGUCGAAGGCGAUGAGCAUCAUGAACAGCUUCGUAAACGACAUCUUCGAGCGUAUCGCGGCCGAGGCCUCCCGUCUGGCGCACUACAACAAACGCUCAACGAUCACCAGCCGCGAGAUUCAGACCGCCGUUCGCCUCCUGCUGCCGGGCGAGCUGGCCAAGCACGCUGUCUCGGAGGGCACCAAAGCCGUCACCAAGUACACCAGCUCCAAGUGAACAAGCGAGGUUUUCGGAGACGUACCCCCACAGAUACCAAAACGGCCCUUUUCAGGGCCCCAGCGGCACUCACAGAGGAGAGAGAGAGAGAGAGAGAGAGAGAGAGAGAGAGAGAACGAUGUUUUGACAUUGUGACGUUUCCUUUCCGACCUACUGGCCCCUAUCCGGUUCUCUGUUGGAAUAUUAUUUUCGCUAUUCUUUUUCUUCCGACAUUCGCACUGAGUGACCAGCCCACUGAGGUCUGCCGUGUAGUAUUUUGUAGUGUUUUAUACGAUUCACAGUAUUUUCUUCUUUGUAUACUUGCUACAGCUCACGAUUCGGCGCCAAGGCAAGUCAAGUUUUUUUUCGU
Messenger RNA from Armigeres subalbatus, 1006 nucleotides. Its product is annotated as histone H2B-like. The record is from RefSeq and is a predicted model, not a curated record. The coding region runs from base 1 to 657 and encodes 218 amino acids. Lineage: Eukaryota; Metazoa; Arthropoda; Insecta; Diptera; Culicidae. Gene Ontology annotation, molecular function: DNA binding; structural constituent of chromatin; protein heterodimerization activity. Gene Ontology annotation, cellular component: nucleosome. The transcript has 2 exons.